UAGGUAGCACAGCAACACGCGCCAUUCUCUCCCCGCGGUAUCACGUUUCGCCCUGCGUGUGGAAGAGGAACUCCAUGUUGCCAACUUUCGCCAACUUUCGCCAACUUUACACUGUUUUGAAAUGACGGUCCAGUUCUAACACAAUGUCGGAGUCGGUCGACUUGGAGGUACCUCCGUCCCCGGGGCUUCCACCCUCGUCCCCCAGGGCCGGUAAAACAGGGGGUAGCAUUGUGCGGAAGAGAAGCGUCCGGAGGUGCAUCUCUACGGGGAAGGAGGAGGCCAUCCCACUGACGUACGGCCGUAACAGGGAGGAGUACGACAAGAUUGUGGAGAGGGUGAUGUCUGACAAGGCUGUCCAGGCCGCCGCCGAGAGUCUCCAGGAACGCUGGAGGAUGAUCAUGAUUAUGUACGAGGACUGCAUGAAGAUGGUUGACGACUGGGAUGAGCGGCAGGUGAAGAAGGCGGAAGCCAUCGAUAUGUUUCAGCUGUUGAUCGCUGUAAUGAUGGCCGUGUCGGGUCUCAUACCCGUCAUGUGUUGUGUCUAUAAGUGGGGAUGAUAAGAAGCAUCACGGGACUUACUGUUAAAGGUUGUCUUUCGACGUUCCCCAGGAACGAGGAUAUGGUUAACACUGGUUUUGAUGUAGGCGCGGCAGACGACAAUGGUUCAGUCCAAUGACUGAAGGAAACCUUCCAGUCGUCUGCGCCUGUAAACGCUCAGGAAAAUGUUAAUUCUCGCUGACGCACGAGUGUGGUAGUGAAAAAUAUGUUCAGGUGUAGCUUGCACGGCUAUCAGUGUACCGGUUUCCGAAACCAGACGCAGUUAGCUUGUAACAGUGUGCUAGAUGCAGGACACUAUAUGGAAAACACUAGUUGCAGGUGACGCACGUUUGUCGCGGUUGGUCUGUAAUGGCCGUCUCUCCAUGGAUGCCGUAGCACCACAAGAGAGUUGAACGCUGAAUAUACGUCCAUCUGACUAUAUCACCAGAGUACAGUAUGGGCAUUGCACACUGAGGGGAAUCAAACCUGUGUGUUCGGCUUGACAAGCAAACACUUCCAUCACAAGCCUACUCCGCCACCCCACAGUGAACACUGCAAAACUUCAGUGGUGAGCGUACCUGGUGAUGGUAGACGGGUAAUAAUAUCACGCCAUUAAGUAAAUAAAUAUAUAAACCAAAA
Messenger RNA from Haliotis rubra (blacklip abalone), 1176 nucleotides. RefSeq lists its product as uncharacterized. The record is from RefSeq and is a predicted model, not a curated record. The coding region runs from base 144 to 557 and encodes 137 amino acids. The transcript is spliced from 2 exons. NCBI's taxonomy places the organism in Eukaryota, Metazoa, Mollusca, Gastropoda, Lepetellida, Haliotidae.